CCAGAGCAGAAGUGGUCCCUGCCCCUCUGCCAGGACCCAUUCACCUCCUCAAGGCCACCCUGUGACGGCUGCACAGGCACAUGACUGUAAUCACCAGCGGUGGAAAACUUUCCAUGGGUGGCAGUUGCCACCAAGGUCUGGAGCAGAGCAGCAGCUCUGCACUGUCACCCAAUGCCCGACGUCCCCGUCCCUCAGGACACUGCCCCCGGGGAGGCAUAGAAGGACUGGAAGUGAGUUGCCUGACACGUCCCUGUGGCUGGGAGCUUAUUUCACUCUGUGCAUGUUCUUUGUUGCUCCAGGGCGAUGCUGAGGCCACCGCGCCGCUGCAAGGACCACACCACUGGUGUCCUUAGCUUUCCCUGGUGGCAAAGCCUUGCAGGCUCAGUGCUCCUUCCCCCGGGAGCAGUGACGUGCAGCAGCUACCCCGAGGUGCAAACACACAGCUUUCCAUGAAGCAGAGCCAGCCUGGAGGAAUGUGUGGCCAGCUGUUGUCCUGGGCCUGGCUUGUGCCCUCCAGCACUUCCCACCCGGCACUACCCGGGGAGGGAAGCGGGGCUGGCUCACCCUCCACACUCCCUGCACCGGGCAAGCGGGUACCACCUUGGGCUGAAUAGCAGCGGUGGAGCCCAGCAGCAUCCUGCUGCCUCUGCAGGGAUCCUCUUGGGCAGCGGAGUUUUCCCCACCCCCAGCUCUGCCGCUGCCUCUUUGUUUUCUGGCAGAAGCCUCUGUGCCUUUUCAUUGCCGUUGAGGCGGCGAGCAGGAGCCUCCAUGUGCCGUAAGUGCGCCUCGCCGGGAAUGUGAUGCGGGCUGGCAAUCCUGCCGGGACGGGCAUCUCCCUCGCAGGGCUCAGAGCCGAGCCGGCACCUUCGAGGGUCUCCUUUCCAUGGGCUGUUCCUCCGGUCAAGGCAGGCUUCGAGGUCACCGGUUUCCUCCUCACACCCCUCUCUUGCGCUGGCAGCGUUUCUGCACCUUGCCACAAGUGGAGCAUCAAAGCUGCAGUGCUGGUGGAUUAUGGCUGCAGGGGAGCUGUGUUGAAUCUGCAAAUCUCUGUCAUGCAUCAAGGGCGCAUCUGAUCAGGCAUCACCUUCCUGCCCUUCUGGAAAGCAUCUGAACCACCCCAGCCCUGCAUCCUCUGCUUUCCUUCCCUCAGAGCCACUGUGGAAACUGAAGAGCUGGAGAGGACGGUGUGGAGGUUCGGAGGCACACCGUGAUGGUGGGAGCCAUUCCACGGCAGCCACGCCGCUUCUGGGGGGUGCCUGGCUGGCUGGUGUCUUCAGCUAAUUGUGCCAACAGCCACCCGCUGCGGGACAGGGAAGUUAAUCCAGAGCAACCCGGGGUUCUGCUGCAGAGAGAUGCUGUGCUGCAGUGCAUCCCAUAGUGGAGGGCUCACCCAGGCAUCCUGAGUGAGGGGAGGUCCAACUCCCACCCCUGUCUUUAUACCGUGACCUGUGGCACUUUAUAGUCCCCCUUCUACUACUGCAUGGGCUGUUGUGACUCCGGCUCCGCUCGGAGUCCAGGAAAGUGAGGCUCCAUGAGGCACAUCCACGCGGAGACAUCCCUGCCCCCGGAGCGCAGCGCAGACCCCAGCCUGUCCCAUCCCAAUGGAGAGGCACCCUUGGAGGCUUCUUCACAGCACUGCACCCACCGCAGCAUCCUCAUGGGCUACAAUGAGACAGAGAUCAAGCGCCAGAAGGUUUAUCAGGUCUCUAUCUUCUCGCAUCUCUCCAGCUCCUCGGGGAGCGCAGAGCAGCGGGCAGGCAGCCGGGCGGCUGUCAAAAGGGGAUACCCCGAGCAGCGAACUACAGAGGGAGGGCGAGACCCCAAACGAACUCAAUGGGGUGUCGGAGGGGUGGAUGGCAAGUGCGAUGUGGGCCCUGGGCAGGCUCCCCUGGAUGAUGAUGAUACCUUUGAGGAUGGUCUAUUGGUGGAGGAGCUCUCCCUGUGCGGCUCUGCCCAGCACUUCUCCCACAGCGGGCUGCGGGUAGUGGAGCACCGGUGUGAGAGCAGCCCUAGCCACAGCCCCAAGGCCAGAAGAGAGGACAAGUUGCAGGACGUCUCCUCUUCCUCCUGGCCCCAGCACAUCGCCUGCAGUACUUUGCACAUGAGAGAUGGUUGCCCUGUCUCUUCUGGGGAUCAGCCCAUAGACUAUGGGCAGAAUGGAGAGCGGGCAAGUGGCCACAACUUACUUCACCUUGAUUUGCACAAUAUUGCACACGCAGCCCAGUUGGACUCUGGUGGAAAGAAAGAGAAGCCGGGGAGCAGCCCAGGUCACAGCAGCAGGGCUAAUGGAGAAGAGGGAUGGCCAGUAGCGGCCAAUGGGUGCAAGGAGCCCGCAACUCCACAGAGAGCGCUCAGCCCUGAGCCCGGCAAUGUGAGCUCCCUGGACAAGACACCCUGUGGGAGCAGCCAGUUCAGUGCCAGCAGCUGCCCGGCCAAGAGGAAGCUGCUGCCCGCUGGUGAGGUUGUGGCCGACUCCUGCUCCGAGGAUGAGAGCUUGUCCCCACCAACAAGGAAGAAGAGGGUCCUGCCGUGCCAUCCUGUGCCCACAGCCUGCCGCAGCACCGAUGCCAAGGGAGCUCCUUUCUGGAAUCACCUGCUUCCCAUGGCCAAGAGCUCUGUGGACUGUACUUCAAUAGGGAGGAGGCUGAAGAGCGGGCUGCGUCUCAAAUCGCGACAUCUCCAGAGCAGCCUCCGGCGGGGCACCAGGUCCUCCUCAGCGCCCUGGGCCACCACCACCAUCAGCCAUGCUCUGCUGGGCAACUUUGAGGAGUCCAUCCUGAAAGGGCGCUUUGCACCGUCGGGGAGGAUCGAGGGUUUCACAGCAGAGAUCGGUGCCAGUGGCUCCUAUUGCCCCCAGCACGCCACCCUGCCCGUUGAUGUCACCUACUUCGACGUCUCCGAACACAGCGCGCCCUCGCCUUUCCUGGGAGUGAUUGACUUGGAGGCCUUGGGAAAGAAGGGUUACAGUGUCCCCAAAGCUGGAACCAUCCAAGUGACCUUAUUUAACCCCAACAAGACAGUGGUGAAGAUGUUCUUGGUGACAUACGACUUCCAGGACAUGCCUGCCAACCACAUGACCUUCCUGCGCCACCGCAUCUUCCUUGUGCCAGUGGGAGAGGAAGAAGGGGCCACCAUGGCCCCCAGCGACCCAUCAGGCACCGGCCCACCGCGCAGGGUCCUCUGCUACCUGAUGCAUCUAAGGUUUCACAGCUCCAAAUCGGGGAAGAUCUACCUUCAUGGCGACAUCCGACUGCUUUUCUCCCGCAAGUCAAUUGAGGUCGACUCGGGGAUCCCCUAUGAACUGAAAUCCUUCACGGAGAUGCCGAGGAACCCCUGCUACUCACCCCGGGCCUGACCUUCUCCAUCCCCCGGGGCCACCAGGGAGCCUCCAGCCCAGCACUUUGGGGAGUGAUGAGUGAAGGGCCAGCAAGCAAGCACUGCCUUGAAGUUAUCACCCUCCCCAAGUGCCACUGUGCUCCUAAGCAGUGCGGACACUGUGCCCUGCAGCAGGGCUGGCAUCACCAACCAGGCUUGGGGAACAGCCCUGGCAUUCCAGGGACAUGCUGCCCUUCUGGCAGCGCUGCUCGCACCUUGGACACUUGGCUGUAGCUGUGGGGGGAGUGAAGAGUUAUGCAGUGAAGAGCUGCCCAUGCUGGUCCCAGGACUGGGAGCAGAAAGUGUGGGAGAGUUUGUAUUUAUUAGUAUUUAUUGUUGCUGGGAGCUCAGAGGAGGCUUGUGCAGAGGAUCGGAGGUGCUGUGCUGUUCUUCUCCCCAUACCAUUGGUGAGGGAUGAGGCCCCUGGCAGCGCAGGGGAUGGGGCAGGGUGACUGGGGAUGGGAAGGGUGAAUGGGGAUGGGGACGCUUGUGGAAGAGAGGAUGACUCACCACGAGCCAGGGUGCAACUCCUGCGCUAGGGCUGUGUUAAACCCCUAGGAGAGGCUGAGGCUUGCUGGGCACCAGCUCUGCAGGGCCAGCCCCCCUCCACGCAGCUUGGGGAGGCUGGGGCUUGUCCCCUGACUCCUUUAGGGCAAGACAGACCUUAAAGGGGUCUGGUUUUGGCAGUGAAAUGGCCACUGAUGGUCCUUGGGCUAAGAGACAUGGAUGGGGAGCCUGGGAGAAGGUGGUGAUUGCCAAAGAACCGGAGCCUUGCGCCUCUGCAUGGUGUGUGUGGAAGGGGCUUUGGGCAGCGUGGAGGGUGCUGGAGGGUGCUGGAGGGCGGGCAGGAGCCCUGGUUUAGUCCCUGGGAAGAGGGGACGCAGCAGAGGACAUCAAACAGGAGUCGGGACGCACCUUCAUGAAGGGUUUUGGGGAUAUAUGGAGCACCGGCACGGGGUGGGUCAGAGGGGUGAGAGAGGAUCGAGACAUCGAUCCGGAGCGUGUCCCUCUGCCCGGGGUCCGCUGGGGCUGGGGGCCGGGUCCUCCCCAGGCACCGGGGAACUGCGCCGGUACUUCGCGUGUUCGAUACUAACUUAAUAAACACCCGUUUGGAGAUUGA
This is a messenger RNA of Strigops habroptila (Kakapo), 4495 nucleotides long. RefSeq names its product family with sequence similarity 214 member B (gene ATOSB). NCBI's taxonomy places the organism in Eukaryota, Metazoa, Chordata, Aves, Psittaciformes, Psittacidae. Bases 1532 to 3355 code for a protein of 607 amino acids. The record is from RefSeq and is a predicted model, not a curated record. The transcript is spliced from 10 exons.